This is a messenger RNA of Dicrocoelium dendriticum, 1405 nucleotides long. NCBI's taxonomy places the organism in Eukaryota, Metazoa, Platyhelminthes, Trematoda, Plagiorchiida, Dicrocoeliidae. The record is from the annotation of a GenBank genome assembly.
UUUGUUACCGUUGGCUAGUUGGUUGCAUUGUGCACCCAUUAACGAUAGACAUGUAUGGAUAUGGAUUGAUCUGUUGUAUUCGCAUGUAACGCACUUCACUUGUAUCUUGAUCCAUAGACGCGACGCUACGUGUCGUAGUGACAAUAAUAAUUCAGUAUUUCAACUCUAUUCCAACAGACAAACGAAUUGUCUCCAUUUUGUGCUAAGAACACUGUCUAUUUUUCUAAAUGGCGUCCAAAAACAAAGGCACCAACGAUGUGAAAGGAUGGUAUCACAAAACGUGCACUGCACCGGGUCGGCUGGAUGGCAAAUUGGCCGUGGUCACCGGAGCCAGUACGGGAAUCGGAGAAGUGACAGCCUCCGAGAUGGCACGACGGGGUUGCAAGGUGAUUAUGGCGUGUCGUGACCUGAAGCGGGCGCAAGCCGCGGUUGAUCGGAUCUUGGAUAAAUAUGGGCCAUCUAAACCAGAUAGUGUCAAGCUGGAUGUUGCGGAUUCCUCAGUUAUUCAAUACCUGUCAGUGGUGCAACCAGACCAGCUAGUAUUGGAAACGCUGGAUUUGGCCUCGCUUCAGUCGGUCCGUGAGUUCGCCAGUCGAAUAUCAUCGAAGUACGAUAAAUUGGACUAUUUGAUCAACAAUGCCGGGAUCAUUCAAUCUAAACUCAAGAAAUCGGUUGAUGGAUUCGAGUUGACCCUGGCAACAAAUCAUCUUGGUCCAUUCUUGCUUACCGAGCUACUGACUCCGAUGUUGAAACGCGCGGCCCCAUCAAGAAUUAUCAACGUGUCUUCUUUGGGGCACUACAGAGCUAAAGUUUGGAAGCCCAACUUUUUUCUCCCAGAAGAAGAAUUCUCUGAUGAGGCAGCUUACACUUGGUCAAAGCUUGCCAACGUGAUGCAUGCGAAGGAACUGAGUCGUCGGCUUGUAGGCACUGGAGUGACUGCGGUUAGCCUCCAUCCGGGAUUCGUGAAAACAGAGCUGGGAAGAGACUGGACGGGCUUUACUUCGGUACUUUACCUAAAGUUUGGACGCCCAUUGCAAAUCACCCCAUGGCAAGGGACGCAGACGACGUUGUAUACUGUGUUAGCCAAAUCGUUGGAGCCGGGCGCUUAUUAUUCCAAUUGCGCAUUGAAGGAGCCGUCAGCAGCAGCACUCAACGAAGAAGACUGUAAAUGGCUGUGGACGAAAUCGUGCGAACUGGUCGGCAUUUCGAGCGCAUGAGCAGGAGUAUUCUAGUGCUUGACAGGACUGCGUAAACGUCUGGAAACAAUCCUGCUACUCUUUCAUGUCGUAAAUUGUGAUAGUAGAAUACCCCUAGUAUCGCUUAUCUCAACGUCGAACACUUUCUUUUCUAUCCAAAGGGUUGUUUUGCUUUAAUUUGCAGACACAUGAAAGGAUCUUAUGUUGCA